ACCUGCAGGGUGGCUCUGCAUCUGUCCCGGCCAGCCCAGCUCAGGGGGGCUGCAAGGGCGUUGGACUCUCAGGACACAUCCCCUGCCCUCCACAAGCAUGAGGGCAACCCAGCCGAGUGUUAGGAGGUGUGUGUGUGCUAUUAUGCUGCAGUCCCCCUCCUGGCAGAUGUGGCUGCAGAAAUCCUGCUUGCCUCCUGGGGACUGUUUCAGAAAGCAGCACCGAGAGAGAGAGAGAGAGAGAGAGAGAGAGAGAGAGAGAGAGAGAUGUGGCAAUGCUCAGGAAGAGAGGCACACAGGCAGACUGGAGGGGGCAGGAAAGGGGGCAUUGCUCUGGUGUCUAGGUGCGUCCACACACGCCAGCUUCCGGUCCAACUGGGAUUUGGGAUGCUGCUGGCACAGUAGGCAGAGGGACGUAAGGGUGCCCCUAUGGGAGCCAUUAGGCCGAGUGCUCCUCUCGCCCUCCGAGAGGUUCAGGCCCGGGUGGAGAAACUGAGGCAGCUGGAGAGUGCUGACUUGGUCUGGACGGCACUCCUGCCACUGGCCCAGGGAACAGCCGCCAGAGACCCACCAAAACAGAAUGAAGAAAAGCACAUUAUUGCUUCAGCCUACAGAUUAAGUGCUUGAUGUUGGCUUCCUGGACAAUAAAAAACCGCACAGCAAACAAAGGAUGAUGAUUUCUCGUGGGAAGACCAUUCUGCUGUGGGUGUUUUUCCUCGCCAUCUUCUCCAUGGCCGUUUUCACUUACCUGGAUGGCAGGGACGGGACGUUGAUGUGGAUGUACCGUAGAGGUGUGAAGUUCAUAAAGUUAAAAAUCCAAAUGGAGGACUGGAUCGAUUUCUCCACCUGGCUAGAUUCAAGGUUUGAAUUUGCCAACACAGAGCCCAAAGGAAUGCCGUUGACUGAGUGGUUUGAUCCAAGACUUCGAAGAGAGGUGUCCACCCUGACCUCCUGGGGAGCCCCCAUCAUAUGGGACGGGACCUUCCAGACCUCUCUCUUGGACGACCACUACAAGCAACGCAAAGUCACCGUCGGCUUGACGGUUUUCGCCAUUGGGAAGUACCUGGACAAAUAUUUGAAGAACUUCUUGGUCUCCGCGAACACCUUCUUCAUGCCUGGCCACAACGUGAUCUUCUACAUCAUGGUGGACAACGUCUCCAGAGUGCCACAGUUCGAGCUGGGGCCCUUGCGGAAGCUGAGAAUCUUCCAAGUCAGCAAGGAGCAGCGUUGGCAGGACGUCAGCAUGAUGCGGAUGAAAACCAUCGCGGACCUCGUCGAAAGCCAAAUCGCCCAUGAGGUGGAUUUCCUCUUCUGCAUGGACGUCGACCAGGUCUUCCAGAGCAGCUACGGGGUAGAGACGCUGGACGAAUCAGUGGCCCAGAUCCAAGCCUGGUUUUAUAAGGCAGAGAAGGAGGAUUUCACAUACGAGCGGCGCCCGGAGUCCGCUGCGUACAUCUCUUACGAGGAGGGGGACUAUUAUUACCACGGGGCCGUGUUUGGAGGGACCCCGCUGCACGUCCUCAACCUCACCAGGAAGUGCUACGAAGGCAUCCGAGAGGACAAAAAGCAGAAUCUGGAAGCCGUGUGGCAUGACGAGAGCCACUUAAACAAAUACUACCUCCUCCACAAACCGAACAAGGUGUUAUCGCCUGAAUACUGCUGGGACUACAACAUUGGUGGAUCUCACGAAAUUAAAAAGAUCAAGUUGUCCUGGAUGCCAAAGGAAUACUAUGAGGUACGGAGCGAUGACUGACCGCUGGCUUGUACAGAAGAGAAGACCACCUUUGCCAAACCAGUUUGCUCCACCCCUCCGUCUAUCCCUCAGGAAAAAAAGUAUCACUUUUCUCUUUAAAAAUAGCCGGCGCAGAAGCGUUGGAUGUGAUGCCUUGAUAAAGUCUCUCCGCAUUUCUGAUUUACUUUUGGCUGUUUGCUCUCCAGGGUUGAAUCCCACACACGCACACACUCAGCAACUUUGGGAACAUUUGUGGACACCAGUUGUUGAUUUAAAGAGGUUGUGGGUUGACUUUGUGCAGUGUGGGUACCACUAGAGGAGGAUUGUCUUCUUCUGUGGAUACGAAAAGCAGAACGAAAAAGGAGAGAUGGGACGGCAGAAAGCAGGGCAGAGCUGGCAGGAACAACAGUGGUGGCGGACAAAAUAGAAACCCAGUUUUGGAGGGGAAGGGACCCUUGAGGUCUUCUAGACCACCCCCUGCUCAGGACAGGAAACUGCUAUGGCAUCCCUGACUGGCCAUCCAGACUGAAAGAGAAGGAGUCCCUCACUGCAUGAGGCAGGCGGUUCCACUGCCAAAUAGCUCUUAGUGCCAGGAAAUGCCUAACUGAUCAGGGUGAGGAAGCCACAGCAGAACUGGUGUGGACACACAGCCUGCCUAAAUGUUAGAGCUGGCGAUUUAGGGGUUCCGCAGAGGCUCUGAAUAUUUUUGUUGGUUCUGAACUAGGCCUCCUCCCUCCCCAAACUGAAAUCACCCCAUUUUCUGAAAACCAGAGCUAAUUCGGCCCUAUACAAACCUUCAUGGUCAAAGGGAGCGUGAUGGUCAGCCUCAGGACAGUGUAGGGUCCCCACCACCACCCUCCAGGACUGAUCCAGAGUCUCCAGGAAUCCACAUCCAUCUCCAGACAAGGCCUGUAAGCAACUCGGGGGGUGUUUUUAAUAGUUUGGUCUCACGAAGGAAUAAAUAUUAGGGCCGGUGGUGGGGGGCGAGGUCUGCAAGAAGAGCCUCCGUCAGAGCUGGCCUCUCCAGAGUGGAGAGCGUGCAAACCUGGCCCAAGCCUCCCCAAAGAGGUGUUUGGCCCCAGAAAAGGACCAAGGCAGUCCCCCGUGCCUUAGUCCAGGUCUGCUCUGCCUGGAACGGAACCCAGGACCUCCUCUGCCGGCAAAGCUGCUGAGCAACAGCUGCAGAAUCAGACUCUCUCAGGCCAAGGUCUUCUCCAGGGCUGCUCCCCGGGGUGCUUUCUUCUCGGCCAGCCAUGCCAGGGACAGAACCUGGGAGGGACCCUCUGCUUGCCACCCCACGCUGCUCUCCAGGGAGCUCCGAGCAGAAGAGAAUCGCGGGCGCUUGUUGCUUCUGGACGUGCACAGCUGCCUUAUAGAGACUCAGAACUGCUGGUCCAUUCAAGCGCUCUGCUCCUCUGACCGGCAGCCACACUCCAAGAGCCCAGGUGUUUUCCAGCUCUCCUGCUUGCAGCCUUCCCAAGAUGAAGAGGUCAGGCACGGGGACGGGGGCUUUGGCAUGCAGAGAGUCAGAGGCCAGAGUCAGGCACGGGCCCGGCUGGGCCUGGGAGGAAGAAGCCCUUCCGACAGUGAGGCGGGGAGAAUUGGAGGCAGGGGGAGCAGCUGUUCCUCUUUGUCCCCACGCCGUCACCUCUUCACCAAAAUCUCUCCCCACUGACAAGGCCUCUUUCAGCUAGCGAUCUAUCCCAACUUCAUCACAAACUCCAACAGAAAAUGUCAUGAGCCACCCAUGUUCAAAGUACACCCCAGAAGUUCUUUGCAACGUCUGCUGACCAUCUUUGGGAAGGACAUGCCUUUACAAUGCUAGGAAUCUGCCUUAUACUGAGUUGGGCCCUUGGUCCAUCUAGCUCAGUAUUGUCCACACUGACUGGCAGCGGCUUCUCCAGGUUUUCCAGCAGGAGGGGCUCCCUGGCCUACCUGGAGAUGCUGCCAGGGAAUAAACCUGGGGCCUUCUGCAUGCCAAGCGGAUGCUCUACCUCUGAGCUGCAGCCCCAUCUUCCAAGGGAAUCGCUUACAGCAGACGGCACUCACAGGUAGUCACACAUCCAAACGGUGACAAGUUGUCACCCAUCCAAAUGCAAACCAAGGGGAACCCUGCUUAGCAAAGGGGACAAUUUAUGCUUGCUCCCUCAAGACCAGCUCUCCACUCCCUACUUUUAUUCUAAUUUGUUGCGGGGGAUAGGACACUGUUUUUCCAUGGACUAUCAACAGACUAAGAACUUGUGCAAUGCGGUUGAAUAUUGUUUUGGGCAGCUUGUUGGGUCUCCCAUCAGAAUUUGCACCAAAGUAGGAAUAAAUCGCUGGCUGGAGGAACUCAAGUCUUGAAGUUGUUUUUAAAAAAAACCACAACCACACACAUACACAAAACCAGUUCUCCCUUGGAAGUGAUUGGUCUUUUUAAUUUAUUUUGUUGUAAAUAUCAUGCGGGUAAAAUAAACAUCCUUAUUUUAUCAA
Hemicordylus capensis (graceful crag lizard) is the source of this 4201-nucleotide messenger RNA. Its product is annotated as N-acetyllactosaminide alpha-1,3-galactosyltransferase-like. Lineage: Eukaryota; Metazoa; Chordata; Lepidosauria; Squamata; Cordylidae. The transcript is spliced from 8 exons. Bases 668 to 1750 code for a protein of 360 amino acids. Gene Ontology annotation, biological process: carbohydrate metabolic process. Gene Ontology annotation, cellular component: vesicle; membrane; Golgi apparatus. Gene Ontology annotation, molecular function: hexosyltransferase activity. The record is from RefSeq and is a predicted model, not a curated record.